Molecule: messenger RNA, 2321 nt
Organism: Varroa destructor (honeybee mite)
Lineage: Eukaryota; Metazoa; Arthropoda; Arachnida; Mesostigmata; Varroidae
Product: methanethiol oxidase
Molecular function (GO): selenium binding
Source: RefSeq, a predicted model, not a curated record
GGCGAAGCUAAAGGGAAUUCGUUAACAAAGUAAUUGCGACAAACAAAGAUUUUGUUGACACGCCGUAAAAAGUAACUGUUACAACAGAUGCGCCGAAAGUGUACUCUCAUAGUCUCUUAUGGUUACAUAGCUCGAGCUUUAAAAUAGGAUUAUUAACGAUGCGAGCCGCUGACCUCUGAGUUUGCUGUUUGCUCAAAACAUCAUUUUGUUAAUAGUACAUACCAAAUUAAACCUCGAAGUCUCUAAUACUCUUUAUUCGACCUGUGCCGUUGCCACAAGCAGUGCUCUAUGGUUUAGCGGCAAGCUUACGCUUGUAUAGAGUGCAUCGGAAUUAACAAAAUGUCAGCACAGAUACAAACCAGUAAGUGGAUGCUGCCGUAAAGGGCCGGGAUAUCCUUCACCAACGGCGGCUAUGAAGGGUCCCCGUGAGAAGAUCAUGUACGUUCCCUGUAUUGUACCGAAAAAAGAUCGACCAGACUAUUUGGCUGUGAUAGACAUUGAUCCAGAGUCAAAUAAUUAUCUCAAGGUGAUUCACCGAAGUUCUGUUCCAUAUCUGGGCGAUGAAGUUCACCAUAUGAACUGGAAUACCUGCUCUUCGUGCUAUAACGACUCCUCGAAGCAACGGGACAAACUCAUUCUGCCGUGUUUGCUGUCUAAUCGGAUUUACACCUUUGAUCUCUCCAAGGAUCCUCUUGCACCGCUGUUGUUUGCGGUGGUAGAACCUUCUGAAAUGGCUGCUUUAGGCGUGUCUUCGCCACACACGCCGCAUUGCCUUCCUGGAGGAGACAUUCUAAUUAGCACGAUGGGUGAUAAGGAGCGCAACGGACAGGGCAGCUUCGUUCUUUUGGACGGUAAGACGUUCAAACCUAAAAGGACUCCGGGUCCGGGCGCGGAACAGGCUGGACUAUGGGGCAACAAGAAAACGCCUUUCGGAUACGAUUACUGGUACCAGCCGCGCCACAAUGUGAUGGUCAGUUCUGAGUGGGGCGCACCGAGAGUCUUCGAAAACGGCUUCAAUCCUGCUCACCUCGUGGUGUCUGACGUUAAAGAUGAGAAAUAUGGCCGGCGACUUCAUUUCUGGAACUAUUCAACUGGUGAACACCAGCAAAGCCUCGAUCUGGGUGAAGAAGGCUUUAUGCCUUUAGAAACACGUUUCCUGCAUAAUCCGGACAAGGCCGAAGGAUACGUUGGCUGCGCCAUCACAAGCACCGUAUUCCACUUUUGUUGCAAAAAGGAAUCAAUGGAAACAUGGACUGCCACAAAGGUUAUUUCCAUACCACAUGUUAAGGUUAACGGAUGGUGUCUUCCGGAAAUGCCUGCAGUAAUUACUGAUAUUUUGAUAUCCCUCGAUGAUCGAUUCCUCUAUAUCAGUUGUUGGCUUAUAGGAGAAGUACGUCAGUAUAACAUUGAAGAUCCGGCUAAUCCAAAGCUGGUUGGGCUGUGCCAACUUGGUGGCUGUAUCCGGGCUAACGUCACUUGUGAGGAUGGAUUUCAGCCGUCCCAACCCCGUUUUGUCGGUAAGGAGCUUCGAGGGGGUCCACAAAUGCUGCAACUAUCUUUGGAUGGAAAACGGCUUUAUCUUACGACCUCGCUAUUUUCAAGGUGGGAUGCUCAAUUUUAUCCCGAGAUGAUCGAGAACGGUUCUAUGAUGGUGAGACUGUUGGUUGAUACUGACCACGGCGGACUUCGCGUCGAUGAGGACUUUUUGGUGGACUUUGGUGAUGAGCCUGAAGGACCUGUUCUUGCCCAUGAAUUACGUUAUUUUGGGGGAGAUUGUUCAUCUGAUAUUUGGCUGUAACUCUUUGGUAUUUUGGAGCUACUAUUGAUAAAUUUAAAGAUUAAUCAAAAUGAUGUUUUAUUCUAAACCUUCGCAUUAAACGAAUAAAGUCAGAGACACUUAUAAAUGAAAUUGUUUUCCCGCAGAUAGUACCAUCAGACCUUAUUGAGCCGCGGAAGAGUGAUAGCCGAAAGCCAGAUAUAAGCGAAACCCAAAAACGUUUCUUUGUUCUAUAAAACAUACAAAGUUUUCUUGCCUGUUAGAGAAUAAUGCGGUAUUGGUUUGUAAAGUUCUGGAACAUCAUUGAUCUAGUGCAUCACCAAAUGGACAAAUUGGAUGGACCUAGUUCACAGAUUUGACGCUUAAAGGAUUUACAUAGAGCCACAUUCCUGUAUCCCGGCAGUCCUAUAUGCAGUGUACAGAUCUCAACAAAGUUAACUUUUGUCAGCCGUCUGUGACCAAAGCAAUACAUAAUUCCUUUCCCAAGGUAGCAAAGUAAUGGAAUUUUCUAGAAAAAUAAAACAUAUUUUAAUUGAUUUAGUGA